Molecule: messenger RNA, 1074 nt
Organism: Cordyceps fumosorosea ARSEF 2679
Lineage: Eukaryota; Fungi; Ascomycota; Sordariomycetes; Hypocreales; Cordycipitaceae
Product: Protein kinase-like domain protein
Exons: 1
Coding region: 1-1074 (357 amino acids)
Source: RefSeq, a predicted model, not a curated record
AUGGCCUCUCCCCGCCCCGACUACCGCAUCUGCGAGUACGCCGCCAGCGAGCUCGAUGAGACGCCCGCCUGGCUCUCCCUCAAGCUGCGCCUGCACGCGCGCAUCCUCACCAUCUCCGUCCAGGAGGCGCGCUUCUUGAACUCCCCCGCCUGCCUGCGCGAGUUCCGUGCCUACGUAGCUGCCGUCAACGCCGACCUUGCCGGCGCCGGCCGCGACAGCGUGGACGACUGCUUCGCCUGGGCCGCCGCGCCGUUUCUCCCCGCCUUUGCGGAGCUCGCACCCAAGCCGGUGCUCGCUGCCAGCGGGGCCGCUCCGGUCGUGACGCUCGCGGACGUUCUCGGCCUGCCCAAGUACGAGUGCGCGCUCGGCGCCGUGGACGACCGGCUGGAUCCCGGACCCAUCACCGUCGUCGCGGGCACCGAGCACUCGGAAGACUUGGUCCCGGACAACUUGCCGCCCGUGUCCGACACCUCCCUCGCGUUCCCACUUUCCGAGGUCGAGCUCAUCACCGAGGACGGCUGCGACCCCUACGAUGAGGACCCGCGGCGCGUGCGCGUCCGCGGCCAAGAGUGCCUCUUCGAACCCACCUCCGGCUUCGGCGACGACUUCGCCGCUCAGCUGAUCGGCACCUACGAGCGCCUCGCCCACGCCGCCCUCCCGCCCUCCGCGCGCGUCUCACAGCUCUUCGGCGUCGUACAGGACCCCGGCCACCCUGUCGCCGGCAUCCUGCUGCACCCCAUCGCCGGGGGCGUGUCCCUGGAAGAUGCGCUAGCCGCGCUAGAUGCGCUGACGCCGGAGAAGGAGGCAGAGGCGCGGGUGCGCUGGGCCGGGCAGUUGAGCAGCACGCUGGCGGCGCUGCACGAGCGCGGGCUGGUCUGGGGCGACGCGUGGGCGGGCAACGUCACGGUGGACGCGCGCGGGGACGCCUGGAUCGUGGACUUUGCGGGCGGCCGCACGGACGGAUGGGUGAGCGAGGAGCUGGCGGGGACGGCGGAGGGGGAUCUUGAGGGGCUGGGGAAGAUUGUGCACUUUAUCAACAAGGGGGAGGAGCCUGGGGUUGGAGAGGAGGAGUAG